UUUUAGUGUAAUAAAUUACAUGCAUCGUAUAUUUAAGGAAGAUGAUCGUAAAACUAAUCGAAUUGUGUGAAAAUUAGCUCCAACAUGAUUAUAAAACAACAUUCUUAAUUCAAAAUUGAAAAUGCUUACAAAUUUGAAAUAACUAAACCACUAAUUCAAAAUUUGAAGUUCAAACAAAUAUUGAACCAAUCCUACCUUAUUUGGUAAAAAAUUGAAAUGUUAAUUAUCUUGACAAUCCAAUGCCCAACUCUCCCAAACCACCCCAACAAUUUUCACACCAACCUCCGCUGCUAAGCUCGUCGAAAAUCUACCCCUAAAUCGCCUCGAAGGGCAAUCGAAACGAUUGAAAAAAGAUGGGGAAGAAAAGGAAGUCUUUAGCAACGAGCCUUGAUGAGGUCGAUCGAACCAUGUAUUCGACUUUCUGUAGCGCUGCUAAUUCCCUUUCUCAGCUUUAUACUCAGGCUAUGAACCAACAGAAACUCUCCUUCCUUUCUGGUGAACGCCACGGAAUGGAAAAACUGUAUCAAUGGAUCUUGAGGCAGCAAGAGGGCGGGUCCAGAGUAACAACAGUUGACAUAAUGAACUACCUGCAGUCUGAACUAGAUUAUAAUGGAGAGGACCAGUCGAUGUCGCCUAGGCCACCGCCUCAGUUUCAGCAUUCCCAACCAUUGCAUUUUGCAAACUCAGGCUUCCAUGUCUCUUCAGGCCCAGUUGGUGUAGCAGCUCCAGGACAUGGCUUACGAUCUGAUCAUGAUCAACAACCAAAGAAUAAUGUUUUUUCGAAUGCUCUUUCAAGCCCCGUUCGCCAAAGCCUACAGAAUUAUCACAUUGCUCAAGGGGGUCAGUUUUCGAACAAUGCUCAACCUCCCAAUGCUACAAGACACAAUGAAACUAACUCCCAACACCAAAAUAGAGAUUCUAAUAGUUAUAAUUCUGCCGAUGCAUCCAUGGAUAUGCAUUCCGAUAGUCCAGGUCAUGAUUCUACCUAUUGACGAAGUAAUGUUUGGGAGCUGCCUUAUGUCGUGCAAGGGUGGUCAAAGAUUGCAAGUUCAGGUAAGUUGAUGUAUACUGUCGUGCAGGUGUUAAAGGUGAAAAAGUAGAUUAUGAAAUUGGCUGCUUGAUGAUGAGACGAGAAGUGUCCAGACAUCAGUAUCAUUAUGCAAAUGCUCAUCGAUAAAAUGUUGUUGGAUGAGCACCAUAUCUUUUGAAUGCACUCCUGUUUUCAGACCAGCUAGUUUUUUAUUGGAUCUUUUAAGAUAUUUGUGAAUUGUUUCAUUAGUUACCAAACUAUGUGAUUGAUGUCGUGUUGGUUCCUUAUGUUUGUACUUUUCUACCCAAUUAGCAGAAUGGAAUAUUUCUUAGACCAA
Molecule: messenger RNA, 1367 nt
Organism: Capsicum annuum
Lineage: Eukaryota; Viridiplantae; Streptophyta; Magnoliopsida; Solanales; Solanaceae
Exons: 3
Coding region: 354-992 (212 amino acids)
Source: RefSeq, a predicted model, not a curated record